Messenger RNA from Camelina sativa (false flax), 1410 nucleotides. RefSeq names its product class V chitinase-like. NCBI's taxonomy places the organism in Eukaryota, Viridiplantae, Streptophyta, Magnoliopsida, Brassicales, Brassicaceae. The record is from RefSeq and is a predicted model, not a curated record. Gene Ontology annotation, biological process: chitin catabolic process; carbohydrate metabolic process. Gene Ontology annotation, molecular function: chitin binding; chitinase activity. Gene Ontology annotation, cellular component: extracellular region.
CGCUAGAAAUAGAGAAAGGAAGCACCUCUUAGUUUGUAUCACCACCACAACAAAAGCACCAAAACAAACAAAGAAACACAGCUAGAGAAAGCAUUUUGUCAAAAUACUUUGAGACCAAAAAUGUCUUCUGAUGAGAUUCAGGGAACCCCAGCCUCCAUGGUAAAAGCUUCGUACUGGUAUCCAGAUGGAGAGACCCCUGAGUCCAUAACUUCGGCCGAAAACAUUCCUUCAGCUCUCUUUACUCAUCUUUUCUGCGCCUACGCCGAUCUAGCGGCUGACACCUACAGAGUUUAUAUCUCCCGAAAGCACGACUACAUGUUUUCCACUUUCACUGACACCGUCAAGAUUGGAAACAAGCAGGUGAAGACCCUCUUGUCGAUCGGCGGAAGAAAUGCAAACAAUUCUGCGUUUGCGUCCAUGGCAAGUAGACAACACUUUCGGGAAAUGUUCAUUGAUUCUUGGAUUAGGAUCGCUAGAUCUUACGGAUUCCAUGGUCUCGAUUUAGCAUGGGAGUACCCAAACAGUGAUGCUGAGAUGAACGACUUUGGGGACCUAGUUAGAGAUUUGCGAGAUGCGGUUGACGCCGAGCACUCGCUCACCAACCGACCAAUUUUGCUGUUGACGGCUGCCGUUUACUACUCCCCGGUUUACAAGAAGUUUACCUACCCAGUUAAAGUGAUGAAAGAUAGCUUGGAUUGGGUUAAUAUCACAGCCUAUGAUUUUUGCGGUCCGUCCAGUACCCUUGGUCUGCCCGCUUGUCUGUAUAAUCCUUGGGAUAAAGAUAUAAAGUUUAUAUCCUACUACAAAUACCUAGUUAUAAAACAUAACUUAAUUAUUUCCUACGAUCCAUAUAUGUGUAUUUUUUGGUCAAACUCGAAUAAAAUUUGGUUGACAGAUCCAUGCGGCGACUCUGGUUUGAAACAGUGGAUUGAGGCCGGACUUCCUGAGAGGAAAACAGUCUUUGGAUUCUCAUACCAUGGCUGGUCCUGGUCCUGGAAUUCCGAAGACGACAAGGAUCACGGUAAUGAUCCUGCAGCCAUCACCCGAGGCCAAGUAGCAGUGACACCUAACGGUUCUGUCAGCUAUAGUAAGAUAAAGGAGUUCAUAAAGGAUUACGGAGCCACAACGGAACAUGACAAGGAAGUGGUCGAAGAUAACUGUUUUUCUAAGGAGACUUUGAUUAGGUACGACGAUACUCAGAGCGUCGUGACGAAAGUGAGAUACAUUAAGAGCAACGAUCUGCUUGGUUACUUUGCCUGGAACGUUGGAGCUGACGAUAACACUCUUCUAUCCACCGCAGCAUCGCAAGCAUGGGAUGCUUCAUAAACAACCAUCGGAGGAGUUCCCAGAACGAAAAAGAUGAAUGCAGAAAUAAAUAAAUAAAUAAAGACGAGUGAAAAAUAAAGACGA